Molecule: messenger RNA, 2529 nt
Organism: Haliotis rufescens (red abalone)
Lineage: Eukaryota; Metazoa; Mollusca; Gastropoda; Lepetellida; Haliotidae
Exons: 1
Coding region: 1-2529 (842 amino acids)
Source: RefSeq, a predicted model, not a curated record
AUGACUCCUUCCUCUCCACCCGCCAUUUUCUUCCGCAGAAGUCCAGCCUUUCCAGCCGACGCUGUCUUCCAUAGAACCACCCAAGUUCAACUCUUCUACCCGCCACCGUCUUCAACAGAACCAACCAAGUCCAGCUCUUCCACCCGCCACUCUCUUACACAGAACCAACCAAGUCCAGCUCUUCCACCCGCCACUGUCUUCCACAGAACCAACCAAGUCCAACUCUUCCACCCGCCACUGUCUUACACAGAACCAACCAAGUCCAGCUCUUCCACCCGCCACUGUCUUCCACAGAACCAACCAAGUCCAGCUCUUCCACCCGCCACUGUCUUCCACAGAACCAACCAAGUCCAACUCUUCCACCCGCCACUGUCUUCCACAGAACCAACCAAGUCCAGCUCUUCCACCCGCCACUGUCUUCCACAGAACCAACCAAGUCCAGCUCUUCCACCCGCCACUGUCUUACACAGAACCAACCACGUCCAGCUCUUCCACCCGCCACUGUCUUACACAGAACCAACCAAGUCCAGCUCUUCCACCCGCCACUGUCUUACACAGAACCAACCAAGUCCAACUCUUCCACCCGCCACUGUCUUACACAGAACCAACCAUGUCCAACUUUUCCACCCGCCACUGUCUUACACAGAACCAACCAAGUCCAACUCUUCCACCCGCCACUGUCUUCCAAAGAAACAACCAAGUCCAGCUCUUCUACCCGCCACUGUCUUCAACAGAACCAACCAAGUCCAGCUCUUCCACCCGCCACUCUCUUACACAGAACCAACCAAGUCCAGCUCUUCCACCCGCCACUCUCUUCCACAGAACCAACCAAGUCCAGCUCUUCCACCCGCCACUGUCUUCCACAGAACCAACCAAGUCCAGCUCUUCCACCCGCCACUGUCUUACACAGAACCAACCAAGUCCAGUUCUUCCACCCGCCACUGUCUUACACAGAACCAACCAAGUCCAGCUCUUCCACCCGCCACUCUCUUACACAGAACCAACCAAGUCCAGCUCUUCCACCCGCCACUGUCUUCCACAGAACCAACCAAGUCCAGCUCUUCCACCCGCCACUCUCUUACACAGAACCAACCAAGUCCAGUUCUUCCACCCGCCACUGUCUUACAGAACCAACCAAGUCCAGCUCUUCCACCCGCAACUCUCUUACACAGAACCAACCAAGUCCAGCUCUUCCACCCGCCACUCUCUUACACAGAACCAACCAAGUCCAGCUCUUCCACCCGCCACUGUCUUCCACAGAACCAACCAAGUCCAGCUCUUUCACCCGCCACUGUCUUCCACAGAACCAACCAAGUCCAACUCUUCCACCCGCCACUGUCUUCCACAGAACCAACCAAGUCCAGCUCUUCAACCCGCCACUCUCUUACACAGAACCAACCAAGUCCAGCUCUUCCACCCGCCACUCUCUUACACAGAACCAACCAAGUCCAGCUCUUCCACCCGCCACUCUCUUACAAAGAACCAACCAAGUCCAGCUGUUCCACCCGCCACUGUCUUCCACAGAACCAACCAAGUCCAACUCUUCCACCCGCCACUGUCUUCCACAGAACCAACCAAGUCCAGCUCUUCCACCCGCCACUGUCUUCCACAGAACCAACCAAGUCCAGCUCUUCCACCCGCCACUGUCUUACACAGAACCAACCAAGUCCAACUCUUCCACCCGCCACUCUCUUACACAGAACCAACCAUGUCCAGCUCUUCCACCCGCCACUCUCUUACACAGAACCAACCAAGUCCAGCUCUUCCACCCGCCACUGUCUUACACAGAACCAACCAAGUCCAGCUCUUCCACCCGCCAUUGUCUUCCACAGAACCAACCAUGUCCAGCUCUUCCACCCGCCACUGUCUUCCACAGAACCAACCAAGUCCAGCUCUUCCACCCGCCACUGUCUUACACAGAACCAACCAUGUCCAGCUCUUCCACCCGCCACUCUCUUACACAGAACCAACCAAGGCAAGCUCUUCCACCCGCCACUGUCUUACACAGAACCAACCAAGUCCAGCUCUUCCACCCGCCACUCUCUUCCACAGAACCAACCAUGUCCAGCUCUUCCACCCGCCACUGUCUUCCACAGAACCAACCAUGUCCAGCUCUUCCACCCGCCACUGUCUUACACAGAACCAACCAUGUCCAGCUCUUCCACCCGCCACUCUCUUACACAGAACCAACCAAGGCAAGCUCUUCCACCCGCCACUGUCUUCCACAGAACCAACCAAGUCCAACUCUUCCACCCGCCACUGUCUUCCACAGAACCAACCAAGUCCAGCUCUUCCACCCGCCGCUCUCUUACACAGAACCAACCAAGUCCAGCUCUUCCACCCGCCACUCUCUUACACAGAACCAACCAAGUGUGUGGGUGUGGGGGGUUGGUGUUUGGAAACAACAACCGUUUUCUUAAGACACUUGGUGAAUGUGCGUGUUGUGGCCCUGAUGGAUUUAUGGUUAUUAUAACAAUGUUGGCAUUAAUAAGCUGCCAAUAUUUCUGGAUCAGCAAACACUCGGGUUGA